Aureobasidium musti is the source of this 1222-nucleotide messenger RNA. Lineage: Eukaryota; Fungi; Ascomycota; Dothideomycetes; Dothideales; Saccotheciaceae. The record is from the annotation of a GenBank genome assembly.
AAAAGUCAUGGAUCUCUCAUGGUUGCUCGGCCACGCCCGUGUCUCAUUUCAUCACUCGAAGAAUACUAUCUCUCUGGCCUCUAAAACUGGGAAAACAGCCCUUUCUGAUGUAUGCAAAGCAUCGACGCCACCAUGCAAGUUAAAUCCUCUACUGUUCAAUGGUCAUCUCCAUACUGCCUGGACAGCCGUAAAGGCUGCUGGACCACCUAUCAUGUACAAGCGUCAGAUUUUCGAGUCUGAAGAUCCCAGAUUUGCGGGCACAUUUGCCGUCGACUUUGUAACCCACCAUCAGGCACCAACAGAAGAUCACAGCCUCCCUCCUCGUACGACCUAUUACACUGCGGAUGAAUUUGCAAACAUUGGUAGUGAUGACACCAAGCCUAUGUUGAUUACUCUGCAUGGAUUGAGUGGUGGUUCGCAUGAGAUCUAUCUCAGGCAUGUGUUGGAGCCGUUGGUAGAUCAGAGCGAGCAAGGCGACUGGGAGGCCAUUGUGAUCAAUAGUCGUGGAUGUGCGAUGAGCAAGAUCACCACCGGCAUCUUGUACAACGCAAGAGCCACCUGGGAUCUGCGACAGAUGGUCAAGUGGUGCAGAAAGAUGUAUCCGAAUCGCCCUCUGUUCGCCAUUGGAUAUUCCUUGGGUGCCAAUAUUCUCACAAAUGGCGAUGCGUGCGAGUUGCAAGCAGCAGUAGUCUGUUCUAAUCCCUGGAAACUCGAAGUCGCCAGUCUUGCCCUGCAGCGCACCUGGCUUGGACUCAACGUGUAUUCCAAAACAAUGGGAAACAACAUGAAGAAGCUUUUUGUACAGGUUGCAAGGAUCAAAUAUCUGCAUGAGUUCGACAGGGAGAUUCAGUGCCCGACUUGGGGUUACCCGACAGAAUACGCAUAUUAUCGCGACGCAUCUUCGGCAGACUCAGUUACUGCCAUUCGCAUUCCCACCUUUGCCAUCCAUGCUGAGGAUGAUCCGGCUGUUCCGUAUGAGGAAAUCAAGCAGAAUCCGUAUGUUGUCAUGUGCUCGACUUCGACUGGUGGCCAUUUGAGUUGGUUCGAGAUUGGCGGAACGAGAUGGUUCUCCAAGCCGAAGAUGGCGCGCGAGUAUGAGAGCGGUAGAAAGGAUGGCCCGACGGGCACGUUGUCGGAGAUGACGAACAAAGCCACAUCAGAGACCGGAUUCAAGAGUCCGUUCGUUUUUGAACCGAUGCGCAGGAAAAUGUACCUUCCAGAG